Molecule: messenger RNA, 1769 nt
Organism: Fusarium oxysporum Fo47
Lineage: Eukaryota; Fungi; Ascomycota; Sordariomycetes; Hypocreales; Nectriaceae
Product: Homogentisate 1,2-dioxygenase
Exons: 3
Coding region: 274-1686 (470 amino acids)
Biological process (GO): L-phenylalanine catabolic process
Cellular component (GO): cytoplasm
Molecular function (GO): homogentisate 1,2-dioxygenase activity
Source: RefSeq, a predicted model, not a curated record
CGGAAACCCUUGAGCUAGUUUCCGGUCGGAAAUCUCCAAGCCCAGCUACACCUUGGUUGAUAUAACUAAUUAGCUUUCAUAUUCUACAGAAACUUAUUCCGGCCGUAUGCGAUAAAAUCAGCUGUUAUCGGGUUUAUUCCCCUCUGUCAGAACGUCAUCCGUUGAUCGAGACAGGAAGUUCGCAAAGCCGUGGGAACGCAGUUAUAAGCUUCUUGUUCGCCCAUUUACUGAGGGGAAACGACACUCAAACUUAAACAGUCAAAGGAUACCAAGAUGCCUGUCACAACGUUUGAUCUCAAGGAGAAGUACAGAUAUCAGAAUGGCUUCAACUGUUAUUUAGAAUCUGAAGCUGUUGAUGGUGCUUUGCCCAUCGGACACAAUUCUCCUCAGAAGCCACCAUACGGUCUCUACGCCGAGAAACUCUCUGGGACUGCCUUUACUGCACCGCGACACGAGAAUAAGCAGACAUGGCUAUACCGCGUUCUACCAUCCUGCGCGCAUCCUCCUUACCAAGAGGAUACAAGGUCAACAGGCGACACUAACAAGACUCUCGACGGCGCUGAGGAUGGAAAAUUGCACUACAUCCCCAACCAGCUCCGUUGGGAUCCCUUUGACCACAAUGAAUCCAAGGAUCUAGACUUUGUCACUGGUUUGAGGCUCGUUGCUGGUGCUGGAGAUCCUACACUCAAGGAAGGACUGGGUAUGUAUAUUUAUGCCGCUGGAAAGAGCAUGGAUGAGAAAUCAGCAUUCUACUCUGCCGACGGUGAUCUUCUCAUCGUCGCACAAGAGGGCGCUCUUGAUAUCCGCACCGAGUUCGGUUGGCUUCUUGUUCGACCCAUGGAAAUUGCUGUCAUCCCCCGAGGCGUCAAGUACCAAGUCCAUCUUCCCUCCGGCCCAGCCCGUGGUUAUGCUCUUGAGCUUUAUCAAGGUCACUUCAACCUCCCUGAGCUUGGUCCAAUUGGUUCAAACGGCCUUGCCAAUGCUCGUGACUUCCAGUCUCCCGUUGCUUGCUUCUCUGAAGACUUUGGAGCUACUGCUUCUGAGGGGUCUAGCAAGUAUACUGUUUCCGUCAAGUUCAACAAUAACCUCUUCAAGACUGUGCAAGCUCAUACUCCCUUCGAUGUGGUAGCUUGGCAUGGAAAUUACUAUCCUUACAAGUACGACCUCGGGCGCUUCAACACUAUCGGCACUAUCUCCUUCGAUCAUCCUGACCCAUCUAUCUUCACCGUUCUCUCAGCACCAACCAACACUCCUGGUACAGCAGUAGCCGACUUUGUAAUCUUCCCACCACGCUGGCUCGUCGGUGAAGAUACGUUCCGACCACCGUGGUAUCACCGAAACACGAUGAGCGAGUUCAUGGGUCUGAUCCAAGGUGGUUACGAUGCCAAGAAGGGCGGCGCAGGCGGUUUUGUCCCCGGUGGUGCAAGUCUUCACAACGUCAUGAGCGGUCACGGCCCUGACGCAGAGAGCACAGAGGGUGCCAGGAACGCAGAGCUUAAGCCCGCCAAGGUUGGAACAGGAAGUUGUGCGUUUAUGUUUGAGAGUUGUUUGAUGGUUGGUGUUACGCAGUGGGGAUUGAGAACGUGUCAAAAGGUCCAGGAGGGAUAUAACGAGGAGAGUUGGGGUGGUGUUGUUAACCAUUGGAAGAUGCCCCAAGGAUUGAAGGUGAAGCCUCAUACCCUGUAAGAAACAAAAUUGGCGACGAGAUUGGGCGCGAGUAACGAUGAGCAAAUUGUCAUACAAUAUGAGACAUUUUCUAUUCUAUUUCA